AUGGCGCCUGAAGGGGCAUCCCAGCAAGGCCGGUGGCGCCUCGGCCGUCUUUUUGGUGGCAACACUGAUGUCCAAGGCGAAGGCGAAGGCGAAAUCGAAAAGCCUGGGCCAGCUAAAUGGAGCAUGGGAAUGUUGAACGAUUUGGAAACCGUCGAAGUUCCAGGAUCUGUCCUAUUGCUUGCUAGUAAUCGCAACGAACCGCUCGGCCUGCGCAAUGUUCAUGCUCGUACUUCGCAUUCCUCCAUUCCAGCCGGGUUCCCUGUCGAGGCUCCCAUGACUCCCGGCGGCACUCAGUCAUCGGUGUUGUCACCAUCAUCCGGCCCCGAGAAGCCGGCUGACGAAGCCGAAGCCGAAGCCAAGAAGAAGACGGGAGAUGGUAAAAUCAUCUUGGAUCCACAACCAGAGGAUUCCGUCAAUGACCCCUUGAACUGGCCAACCUGGCGCCGCGAUUGCGCUCUCCUGUCUCUGGGGUUUUACUGCAUGAUUGGAGGUGGCAUGACGCCCAUCAUUGCCGCGGGAUUCACAAAUGUCGCCCACGACUUUGAUGUCUCGGUUGAGCGCGUACCUCUAACCACUGGUCUUUACAUGAUGGGCCUAGGAGUAGGCUCUGUCAUUGCCUCUCCCACAGCCAUCCUGUUCGGCAAACGACCGGUAUACCUCGCCGGUGCCAUUCUUCUCAUCGGAACCUGCAUCUGGUGUGGAUACUCGCCAAGCUUCCCUUCCCUCAUUGCCGCCAGAGUCUUCCAGGGCAUUGCCGUUUCUCCGGUAGAGUGUCUGCCAUCUGCCACUAUUGCCGAGAUCUUCUUCCUCCACGAGCGCGCAUACCGUAUCGGAAUCUAUACCCUCUUGCUCCUGGGAGGCAAGAAUCUCGUUCCUCUCGUCAGCGCUGCCAUCAUUGGCCGCUUUGGCUGGCGAUGGGUUUUCUUUAUUGUUGCCAUGAUUGUGGGACUUGGUUUUGUCCUCCUGUUUCUAUUCGUCCCAGAGACGUUUUGGGAUAGAACGCCGACUCGGAGAGUUUCGAAACGACCUAGUUUCCUUCGCCGAAUCUCUCAUCAUUCUAAUCCGGCUCAUGCGUCUGCGGGCCCACUCUCUCCUCGAGGCAAAUCACCUGUUCGCUCUCACUCUCCUGGUACUAUUGAGCGUCAUGAUGUGGUUCUCCCGGAAUCCUCGCGUGGGCCAUCGAUUCAUAGCGCCCGAGCCUCCCUCGCGUCUCCACGGCCCAGUCUCGCUCCUGACCGCGGCCGAACGAUCCCUCCUGCAUCCCCUCAUGCUCACAGCACAGCCGAGAGCAUGGUCAUUACCGAGUAUUACUCGACAGCACCCAACCUCGACAACGAAAAGUUUCCCUCGUGGAAACUCAGAGCACCUCCUAAGAUUAAAGCCUACACUCACAACCUCCGUCACCAACCGGCCCAAACCUUCAUCCAGCAACUCAAACCCUAUCAUGGACGCCUCAAUAAUGACAACUGGUUCAAGGUCAUGGUUAGACCAUUCAUCCUGUUUGCAUACCCUGCUGUCCUUUGGUCCGCCGUCAUCUAUUCGUGUUCCAUCGGCUGGUUGAUUGUCAUCUCUGAAAACUUGGCUGUCAUCUACCGCAACCCGGAAGGAUACAACUUCACAGCUCUCCAGGCCGGUCUCGUUUACGUCUCACCCUUUGUGGGCGGCAUCCUCGGCACCGGCGUGGCAGGCAAGAUCAGCGAUGUCAUCGUUAGAGCCAUGGCUCGCCGCAAUGGUGGCAUGUAUGAACCGGAGUUUCGCCUCGUCAUGGCCGUGCCCAUCUUGCUUGCCACGUGCAUAGGGCUCAUGGGAUUUGGAUGGUCGGCGCAAGAAAAGGACAACUGGAUUGUCCCCACCAUCUUCUUUGGCAUCACGUCGUUUGGCUGCUCCCUUGGCUCGACAACGUCCAUCACUUUUUGCGUCGACAGCUACCGUCAGUACGCGGGCGAAGCCUUGGUCACGCUCAACUUUUCCAAGAAUGUGCUCCACGGCCUCGUCUUUAGUCUGUUUAUUUCCCAGUGGCUCGCAGCUGAUGGCUCAAAGAAUGUCUACAUCUACCUCGGCGUCAUUCAGCUCAUCUUUUGUCUCUGCUCCAUCCCCAUGUACAUCUUUGGCAAGAGGGCGCGCAUGUGGACGGCGCGCAUGAAUCUCAUGGAAAAGUUUUAG
Molecule: messenger RNA, 2163 nt
Organism: Trichoderma virens Gv29-8
Lineage: Eukaryota; Fungi; Ascomycota; Sordariomycetes; Hypocreales; Hypocreaceae
Exons: 4
Coding region: 1-2163 (720 amino acids)
Biological process (GO): transmembrane transport
Molecular function (GO): transmembrane transporter activity
Source: RefSeq, a predicted model, not a curated record